This is a messenger RNA of Plasmodium gallinaceum, 1617 nucleotides long. Its product is annotated as conserved Plasmodium protein, unknown function. Gene Ontology annotation, biological process: maturation of SSU-rRNA from tricistronic rRNA transcript (SSU-rRNA, 5.8S rRNA, LSU-rRNA). The transcript has a single exon. Gene Ontology annotation, cellular component: nucleolus; 90S preribosome; small-subunit processome. NCBI's taxonomy places the organism in Eukaryota, Apicomplexa, Aconoidasida, Haemosporida, Plasmodiidae. Bases 1 to 1617 code for a protein of 538 amino acids. Gene Ontology annotation, molecular function: protein binding. The record is from RefSeq and is a predicted model, not a curated record.
AUGAUUAAAUCUUUUAUAAACAAUGGAAUAAAAAUAUAUUCUUUAACAUCUGGUAAGUUAAGUCCAGAAUAUACAAAUGUAGAUGGAAAGAAAAGUAAAAAUAAAAAUUUGCGUUCAGAUUAUAACGAAAAUUCAGUUGAAAUUUUACAUGAUUUAGAGUUUUCACAGAAAAGUGAUGAAAUAAAAAUAAGUGAUGAUGAAAGGUAUAUAUGUAUAAGUGGAUGUUAUCCUCCUCAAGUAGGAUUAUAUGAUACAAAAGAAUUAUCAAUAAAACAUAGAAGACAUUUUGAUGAAGAAGUAGUAAAUUUUGAGUUUUUAAGUAAUAAUUAUGAAAAAUUGGUUUUUUUAUGUAAAAAUAGAUAUUUAGAAUUUCAUAAUGCAGCAGGAAAGUAUUAUAAAAUGCGUAUACCUAGAGAAGGAAGAAAUUUAAUGUAUAAUAAAGAAAACUCAAAUUUAUAUAUAUGUGCAUCUUAUGAGGAUAUAUAUAUUUUAAAUUUACAAAAAGGUUGUUAUCAAAAUUCUAUAACUACAAAAAAUGAAAGCAAUAAUUUUAUAUGUAAAAAUCUACAUUUGCCUAUAUUUGCCACAGGGGGAUCAAACGGUUUUUUAGAAAUAUGGGAUGAAAGAAUAAAAAAAAGUUUAAAUUUUUUAAAUAUAAAUGAAUAUGAUGAAUUAACCAGUGGAUCUUUUUCUGAUAAUGGAUUAAAAAUAGGUGUUGGAACUAGUAAUGGGAUAAUAAAAUUGUUUGAUAUUAGGCAUAAUAAGCCUUUACUUAUUAAAGAUCAUUGUAAUGAUUUACCUAUUAAAAAAUUAGAAUUUCUUAAAAUAAAUAAUAACAAAUAUUUUUAUAAUAAUGAUGAUGAUAAAAAUUUUUCUACAUAUAACGAAUGUAUUGCCUCUUCAGAUAGUAAUUGCAUUAAAAUUUACUCAGAAAAUAAAAGUCUUUUAUCCUUACAAAUAAUUAAAUUUGAUGAUGAAAAAAGCAAUAAAAAAAACAAGUUAUUAAAUAAUGACUCUAUAAAUAUUAAUUCUUUUACUUUUUAUAAAAACUCAGGGUUAUGUUUUAUACCUUGUGAUAACAAAAAAGUUUUUAUAUAUUUCAUUCCUUUUAUUGGAUUAGCUCCAAAGUGGUGCAAUUUUCUUGAUAAUAUGACAGAAGAAUUAGAAGAAAAAGAAAGAUAUAGAAGAAAUGAUACUGAUGAUUACUCGAAUGAAUUAUUUGAUGAUUACGUAUUUUUAACUAGCCAACAAGUGGACCAAUUAAAUAUAAACCAUUUGAAGGGAACAAAAAAUUUAAUUUCUUAUUUACAUGGUUAUUAUAUUCCUACAAAAAUUUAUGCGGACAUUAAAAGUGUUAUAGAUCAAAAUAAUUUUGAACAAAUUAAAAAAACAAUCAUACAAAAAAAAUUAGAAAGUAAACAACAAAUGCGUAUACCUCAGAAAAAUGCAUUAGUGAAUAAAGAAUAUGUACAUAAUUUAUUAAAUAAAGUUCAGAAGAAAAUAGAUAAAAAACAAAAAGUUAUGUAUGAUGCAGAACAAUUAUUACAAGAUAAAAGAUUUAAUAAAUUAUUUUAUGAUCCAGAAUAUAUGAUUGAAACUGUACAUUUAAAUAAAUAA